Messenger RNA from Thamnophis sirtalis, 3530 nucleotides. The record is from RefSeq and is a predicted model, not a curated record. Lineage: Eukaryota; Metazoa; Chordata; Lepidosauria; Squamata; Natricidae.
AUGCCAGAACCCACUAAAACAGCUGGUUCUGGAAUUUCUGUCCAAGGACCACCUGGACGUCCUGGAUCACCUGGGCCUAAAGGAGACAAAGGUGAUGCAGGUGUACCAGGAGCCCCUGGAAUCCCUGGUGGAGAUGGAUCCAGAAUUUCUCAGGGCCCUCCAGGUCCUCCAGGUCCUCCUGGAGCUCCAGGAGUUGGAAUUAGUUCAAUGCAAGAGAUCCAACAGUAUGUCGCUGAGUACCUACAGAGUGAUAGUAUUGGCCGUUACCUGAUUGGACCACAAGGCCCACCUGGUCCUCCAGGACCUCCAGGAAUCACCAUUGGUGCUGAAUCUUUGGACUAUGGUGAAUUGGCCCAUCGUGUUAUGAGCUACCUAUCCACUUCCAGUUCCUCAUCUUCUCUAUCUUCAUUCUCCUCAUCACUGUCUUAUGAAAAUCUUCUUGCCAUGCUGCAGAGAGAGGACAUUCGAUCAUAUCUUACUGGACCUCGAGGUCCCCCAGGUCCUGCUGGGCCACCUGGACUUGGAGGAGAUAGUUUAGCUUUGUCAUUGGACUAUGAUGAGUUAACAAGACGUGUUAUCAGCUACAUGACAAGUUCUGGAACUACUAUUGGACUUCCUGGACCACCUGGUCCUCCUGGUCUGCCAGGAACAUCUUAUGGUGAUAUCUUAACUUUGCUUCAAGAUUCAGAAUUCAGAGGCAUUGUGGGGCCACCUGGGCCUCCAGGCCCCCCAGGAAGAUCAGGUAGCUCUGUUUCCACCCUUACUGCAGAGGAUAUCUCCACAUAUCUACAAAGUAUGGGAUAUUCCUUGGGUGCUGGUCCCCCUGGGCCACCAGGCCCCCGAGGCCUCCCAGGACCACCUGGUUUUUCAGGAACUGGUGUUAUCUCUCCUGAGUAUGGAGUUUGGAGUGACCAGUUCAGGAGUGAAUUGAUCCAAUACCUUACAAGUGAUGAUGUACGUAGCUUCAUCAGAGGACCACCUGGACCUCCAGGACCACCUGGACCAAGAGGAGAUGGCAGCUUUAGGGCUGAAAAUUAUAGAAGUUCUGUAAAUUCAGAAGGAACAUAUGGCAGAUCUACAAGUUCUGGCUUAUCGUAUGAUGCAUCAUUAGCCACAGGAGAAUCAAGCAGCAAUUUGUUCAGAAGCAAUGGUGGAUUACGUGCAGAUGAAUCUUAUGCUGGAACAUUUGGAAGAGAAGGAUCACAAAUGAGUUUAAUAGGUGAAAAAGGAUCUUAUAUGAGAUCCUAUGAUGGGUCAUUGGAUUACAAUGAAUUAGCAUCCAGGGUCUCUGAAAACAUACAGAGCCGAGGCCUUCUUCAAGACAUUUUCACUUAUCAUACACAAGGCCCACCUGGACCACCUGGCCCCCCUGGUAUUAGCAAAGUGUUUGCAUCCUAUGGCAAUAUCACAGCAGACCUCAUGGAUUUCUUCAGAGCUUAUGGAACCAUUCCAGGCCCACCUGGACCACAAGGACUGAUGGGAUACCCAGGCCGUAAAGGUGAUACUGGAUCAAUGGGCCCACCAGGCCCCCAAGGACCAAGGGGUCCAAAAGGUGAAAAAGGUGAAUCAGUGUACAGUGGUCGAAGUAGAAGACAAAGUACAAGAGCCUAAACUAAGAACACAAAUUAGGGCACAGAUUAUCCCAAAUAUUGUUGUUGUUUCUUAAUGCCAAAAGAGAUGAAACACCAAUGGCUAUUGACUUUCACUAAAGAAACAUCAAUCUGCUACAAAGACUUGGUAUUUGGGGAAUUAUUUUACUAACAUGUUCUCUUAUGUCUAGAUUCUCGAUGGCUUUCAGAGGCUUGUAAUUAGUCACUUGUUAUAAUUCUAUAUUAAUUAGGAGAUCUAUCAUUGAACUAUGAGGAUUUUAUAUCUGCAUACCCUGCCCAAUUCAUCUUAUUAUCCAGACACAUCUGAAUUCCUUCAGAUAAAUACUAGAACAUUUUCAUAUAAUUUUUGAAACAUUUUUUAAAAACCAUUUUCAUUUUGAAAAUGAAAGGAUUAAAGGUGGGUACUUUAUCUAGCAAGGGAUGUAUCUAACAGUGCUGCAUUUAAAACGGGGGCUAAAAUCAAAAUAUUGCCAGCAGGAUGUAUAAAACAUGUUAUAUUUUAUAUACUGUAUUUCUCCAUUCUUUCAAACCCUGUUAACUGCAUUGUGAAGAAUAUUGGAAUUAAUGAUAUUUAAGCAUUUUUGUUAGAACUGAUAAAAAAAAAGUUUGCUAUGGUUUUUUAUCACAUGAAAUGCCUUUUUAAUAUCCAGCUUUUCAUUAGCUCUCAUAUAUAUUCUAGCCUUUGGUUUCUACUAAGGUUAAAGUAGUGUGUUGUUCCGGCAUAGUUAGGAGGGAAGUUUUUAAGCGAACUAUUGAUUUGUUUUGGUCUUGGUGCUUUCAAGUCAGUCUUGACACCUGGAAACUACAUGGACAAGUCCCAGACGUUUUCUUGGCAACAUUCUCAGGGUGGUUUGCCAUAGCCUUCUCCCUAGGGCUGAGAAUUUCUCAAUUUCCAGUGUGGUACUUUUAACCACAACAUCAAACUGGCUCUCAUAAUAGUAACUACGAUAGUACAAUUUCAUACUGAGUUCAGUAUCAUGUCCUUCAAAAUGGAAUAAUCUUACAUAAAAACACUUCUACCUUUACAAUGAACACCUUUCAAGCUUUUUUCAAUAAGAAUCUACAACCCCAAUUAAUUUCAUCAUAGAAUUAUAUGCACAAAAUAGGUAAAGGACAUAAGCAUAUUUAUCCGUAAAAUUUAUUUUCAUAUAGCUUCAGAUCGGUCAAUUUGACAAUGUUGUUUUGUAUUGCCUAAAUUCUCUGAUCCCAUCAAAAUGCACUGUAGUAGUAUUUGCAAAACAAUUGGUAUGAACAGUUAAAUUAAACCUGACAUAAUCAUGCACACACAGUAAAUGGUAUAGUACUGUGCAAUUCUGUGCAUGUCUAAAAGGUUCCACUAAAUUCAGUGGAACCUGUUUCCUUAUAAAUAUUUGCAAAAUGAAAACCUAAUGUAUUGCAAUUAUAGACAUGAAAUCCAGCUUUCCUAAGCCUGUAAACAUAAUUUCAUACUGAAAUUAUUAGACAGAUAUACUGUCUGCUUGUCUCUUUUUCAAUCUGUCUAGGCGCGUAUGCACACAUAUCCCUCCAACAGAUUUGAUUCACACUGUAAUCUUUUAUACUUUAAAUCCUGAAAUGAUAGCUGACAUUUUGAUACUAUACUCAGUUAUAGUUCAUCCUCUAUUUUCUUAUUUUCUACAUGAGCAAUCCUGAUGUUCUAUUGCUUUUGUGACAUCAAGUCAUUGCCAACUCGAUUGGUAACAAAAGGAUACAGAUGUAGAUGAUCAACACCAAUGCUAGAUUGCCCAUUUACAAGUUGCAAGUGGUCAAGUGACUAAUUUCCAGUUCUCUCCAGAUGGUACUAAUCUCCAAUUCUUGAAGUUGCAUGGAUGAAAAUUUAGUAUAUUUAGAAAGCACCAGAUUGGAGAGAUUUAUCCCCCCAAAAAACACACAAGAUGAAGAACUGCGGUUUAUCUUUUUUUU